Molecule: messenger RNA, 2018 nt
Organism: Procambarus clarkii (red swamp crayfish)
Lineage: Eukaryota; Metazoa; Arthropoda; Malacostraca; Decapoda; Cambaridae
Source: RefSeq, a predicted model, not a curated record
AUGAGUUUCAGUGGUAGAUACAUCUGCCAGUUAGUUACUUUACGACUUUGGAUUGAAUUCCGUCCACACCUGGGGCUGUGGAAUGUUUUUCCUGAUUAUAUGGUGUUAUGGGAAUAUCCCUUAGUUCGUUCUCUUCACCCAUCUCGAACAUUUGUGUUCUUGGAGCGGAGUGGAUUGUGGAAACAUCCGGAGGUGUGGGUGGUGGUGGUGGGCGGGAGGGCGGAGGUGCGGGCGGUGCUCCUCCAUCCCAGCUUCCGUAAUACCCGCCAAGCACUCUACGUCGCCCUCUGCGACCUCACUCUCCGCCAGACAUACUGGGGCCCCACCACCAUAUUUACUCAAGGCCUCGCAAGAGUUAAGAUGGACACACAGGCAGACCAACAUAAAGGGACGUACGUCCCGUCACAGAGUGUGUGGGUGUGGGAGCGUUGCCUCUACUGCCACCAGGGCGACGCCGGCCUCAAACUCCUCCUCCAGACAAACCUCUCCUCCGGCCUCCAGCCACACCAUCCACUCUUCCAUGACCAGCUGGAAGACAUGCGUGGCCACCGGCUGCGUCUGGUGGUGAAGAGUUACUACCCCUUCACGGGGUUCCUGCGCUCCAGCGACCCAGCCAACACCACAGUCACUCCCACUGACUGUCUUGACAUCCGCCUCCUCGACGCUCUGGCCGCUCCCAGAAACUUUACGUAUGAGUUGAGAUCGUCGCCUGACAAUCAGUGGGGUGUUCCGGAUAAGGAGGGCAGAUGGUCAGGGGUGGUGGGCCAGCUGCAGCGCCACCUGGCCGACCAGUCCCUCAUGCUCAUGCCCACCUACAACAGAAGUAGCGCCAUCCAGUACUCCAGACUGUACACUGGGGACCUGGUCAUCAUCAUCUCCCUCAAGCCUCAGCCGCUGCCUCGCUACCUCUCCAUCAUCAAACCCUUCCCAGGAGUGGUGUGGCAGGCGGUCGGGGUGAGCAUUGUGGUGUGGGCGGCGGCGCUGUGGGUAAUGCAGAGGACCUGGACGUGGGUAGUGGGAGGACGAGGCUUCACCCUCGGCUCUGCUCUCUACAUCAGUUGGGCCAUCGUCAUGGAAAACCCUAAAGACAACAUUCCCACGGGCAUGGUGUUUCGGGUGUUGGUAGGGUGGUGGCUGGUGGCGACUCUGGUGAUCAACUCAGCCUACAGAUCAGCUCUGGCGUCAACACUCACCGUGCAGGAACACGCUAUACCCAUCGACACCUUCGACGACCUGUUGAGGCAGCACCGGUGGUCGUGGGGGACCUUCUCCGACAUGCUCAACAGCUCCUACCAUGACUUCUUCGCCAACAACGGUCCAAUAAUGCGUCUCAUAUAUGAUAACACGGAAACACUGUCACUGAAGGAUGGCCUGGAGCGAGUGCUGAAGGGCCACUUUUCAUUCAUCACCUGGAAGAACAUAAUAAAGCCGGUGAUAGCAGAGUUCUACACAGACCACUAUGGCCAACACCCUUUCCACUAUAGCUCCAGCGAGUACACCUACCUGCUCGGCUACAGCUGGGGCUUCAGGUGGGGGGCCCCUUACCGCCAACGUUUCGCCACAAUGAAGCAACGACUGCUGGAGGCGGGUCUGGUGGAACACUGGACAAAAGAGGUCUUGGAAGCAACCAAGGCCAAGGCUAAUGCAGUAGCGAGUCAGCAGCAACAGGAUGCUGCAGAUGACCAGGUGGUCCUCACCGUUGACCACCUUCAAGGCGCCUUCUGCCUAAUGCUGCUUGGAUACGGCUUCGCCAUCAUCAUUUUCCUUGGUGAAGUUGUCCUUCACUGCCGACACAAACGCUCCCUAAACCUCCUCACUCCACUUGCUGCAUCUGACGCUCGCCGUGACUGACGCCCGCCCUGACUGACGCCCGCCCUGACUGACGCCCGCCCUGACUGACGCCCGCCCUGACUGACGCCCGCCCUGACUGACGCCCGCCCUGACUGACGCCCACCCUGACUGACGCCCACCCUGACUGACGCCCGUCCUGACAGACGCCCGCCCUGACAGACGCCCGC